UUUCUUUCAGUUCCGGCUGUAGACUUGCUGCUCACAUAGGCUGCUUUCUUUAUCGCACAAUAAAUGCAUUUUCUAUCCAGGGAGGUUCUAGUUGCAGUUUUGGAGGCGUUUUUUUCACGAAUUUGACUUAAGUUAUUGUAAGGCUGAAUCGAUUUGGAGACAAUUCAGGGAACCACGAUGUGGGCGAAACUGAUGUUCAUUGCGUGGCAGCAUUUUAUUUUUUCCUCAGCUAGUGACUCGACUGCGCACAAAACAACACAAACAGGUUUUUCAACAAACGUCGGUACAUUUCUAUCAGAAAAUUCAUCUACCACUUUUAGCUCCGCCACGCCUCUCGUCAGCUUGCAAAACGCACACAGUACAGAAGUAAGUCGCAAUUCGGAAGACGGUACCGCGACAAAUUUUACAUCCUUUCCCUACAAUCAAAUAUUUUUCUCAAAUGCAAGCCACUCAACUCGUACUGUGCUCUCCACCACUGCGGCAACGAACCUCACUUUUCAAAACAGCACAGCUCCUAAUGUCGCAAUCGCGCCGAUCACAAUAGCUCCCAAUGCAACUUAUAACAGUUCAGUAACAGUAACAAGUUACUCACCCAACGUAACAAAUAGUUCAGUAGAAGAAGAGAUUACAACUAAUAUAACCGAUAGUCCGAUGGUAAAUAGUACGACCCAGCCAACUUCACUGCGCGCUUUGACCGGCAAUACUUCUUUCACAAGCCAGGAGCCAACUUCCUUUACAACUAGCAUUAAGUACAGUGAAGCCACUGCAAUUCAAGUCUCUACUACUACCUUUACACACCCUGAUGCUUCUAUCACCCUUGUAUCAUCUUCGAGCAUAACUCCUCUACUAAGCAAGAAUCAUUCAAAUACUAAUGGGGAAAGAGGACAUGCAUCUGCAGCUCCAAGCAAAACAGGGACAGUAAUUGCUGCAGUGUGUUUGAUUCUUGUUGCUGCUGCGUUAUUGGGAGUGCUGAUGUAUUUGAAGAAAAGAAGAGUAUUCUAUAGCCGACUACAGGAAGACAAUCCAAUUGGAUCUUGGAGCAAUUACAAUAACCCUGUAUAUGAGGAUCCAUAACAUUAAAUCAAGAAACCACUUGGCAAGAAAUUACAUGGAUCUUUAAAUAUAUUUCCUUUUGUCUGAAACUUAAAAAAAACACAAAAACGGUGAACUUAAUCUUGGGUGUCAGCAGUAACCAGUUUGCAUCCACAUCACUUUUUAUUUGUUCUGUUGCUUAUUUUGCAUCUCUGCCAAAGACAAAAAUUACCCAUCGGUACUUUGUAUUUGUAAUUUCUUUAUAGGAAUAAAUUUCAGUGUUUGUCACAAUGUUUGAGUCAAUGGCAUCAAGUAUAUAUAUGAUAAAAAUAUUAACUUACAGUGUCAAGGGCUCACGUGCAGCCUGAGUUAAUACUCCAUAAAUUGAUCUUGCUUGCUUAUAUUUAGAAAUUAUAGAAUCCAUUCUCUCCAAAUCUGCCAAAGCAGGAUAUUAGCUCAAUAUUGUUGAAAUGCACUUUAUUUUCUGCUAAUGCAGAUUAUUUUGAAGUGCCAUAAUGAGGCUUUUUUUCACCUAACCAGAGUGGCUAUUGUACAUACAGAGAGCAAACUUGGCUCAGUACAAACCAAUAUAUGAGGAACAGCUCCUAUUACUGGGAGGAAUAUUAUAUUUCUAUGAAUUAAUAGUCUGCAACUUUUUAAGUUGUACUCUGAGCUUUGAGGCCAUUGUCAGUGUGGUAAACCUUGGAUGCAUGGUAUUCAUCCAAAAAGUUUCUUCAAUUAAGGGGACUUUUAUUUCAGGCAAACUUGCAGUUUACCAAUAUUUAAUAUAACAACAAUCAGAUAAUAUAUAUUUUAGGUUGACCUAGAAUGCUAAAUGUGGAUUCAAAAUUAGCGUGAAGCUGCCUUUAAAUUUAUUCCAGGAAAAUACCUCAGUAGGAAAAGAUCACUGUUAAAAAUUCAAACAGGAAUCUUGAUAUAUGCCUUUUAACAAUAGAUUUAUACAGAAAAAUGAAGCAUAGCAAUGCAUUUUUUUUGAAAUAUAUGCCAGACAAUCAUAACCUUCGUCAAAAGCAAGAGACAAGCAAUCAGAAAUUAAAACAGAGAUUGCAAAUAAUACUCAGGAUUUAUAUACAGAGAACUGAGGGAAGAGAUCAAGACAAUUAUUUUCAUUAACCUCUUUUGGAUUUCUUCUGUAAUAUACAGCAGGAAUUCAUGAGGCAUUUGGAUUGUGCAAAAUAACAUACAUUUAUUAUGUGUCACUGAAUUCAAUACUCUGCUUUGGAUUUUAAAGAAUAUCUAAAUGUGUUGUGAAAUAAUAUGCUUAGUAAGUGAUGCAUUUUUGAGAUAUUUGUUUAAUAGAUGUUCAAAUGUAAUAAAUUGUAUGUUCUCAACAUUUAAAUGUGAAUGUGUUAUUACUGAUUGCCUUGAACAUUACUGCUAGUAUCCUUGGAUAUCGUUGAGAGUACUGGGUUCCAUUUUCUUUAAUAAAAUAACAAAACCAUUUUGAAUAUUUUAACUCUAACAGCAUUGACUACAAUCACAGAUUCCAGAGUUUCCUUUGCAUUCAUGCCACCAAAGAGUGGAAACAUGAAGCUUAACAUUCAAAAAUGUUAUAAUUGUUCAACUCAAUCUUGAUGCAUUUAAUGUUAGCUGAUAAAACUUACACAAAAACACUCUAUCCUUUGAUAUUUUCUGGAUAGCAAUAAUAGAUUAUACAAUGCACAUCCUUUGUUCAUUAUAACUUAUAUCUUGAUAUUUCCCCAACAUUUUGUGGCCAAUCAGCAUGUUAUUUUCCUAUAAAAGUGUAGCUAUACUUAUCAAUAAUCAAUAACUGUUGUCUGGCAAUAUAUUUAUGAAUUUUAAAAUUAUAAAAAAAGGAUUCAGAAAUGUGCUCACAUUAUUAACAUUAAAAAUUAACUUUAUUGAAAAUAUUAUUGUUCAAUGUAUAUUUUCAACGAAAAUAAAACAAAAAUUCCACACUCCACACCUUUCCCAAACUCACUUUUAACCUUAAAAAAAUUUCAGUUUGUCCAAGGCUCUGUUUACCUCUGUCCUCGGAGAAGCACAAAGAAGAUUGACAAUGAUUCAUGCAUGGAAAAGAAGAGGAGGGGGAGAACUUAUUGGAAAUUGGAAAUAUCUAUGUU
Messenger RNA from Mobula hypostoma (lesser devil ray), 3137 nucleotides. Its product is annotated as prostate androgen-regulated mucin-like protein 1. The transcript is spliced from 4 exons. The record is from RefSeq and is a predicted model, not a curated record. The coding region runs from base 178 to 1074 and encodes 298 amino acids. Lineage: Eukaryota; Metazoa; Chordata; Chondrichthyes; Myliobatiformes; Myliobatidae.